Messenger RNA from Gadus macrocephalus (Pacific cod), 4267 nucleotides. It is a transcript of the gene slc38a3b, whose product is annotated as solute carrier family 38 member 3b. Gene Ontology annotation, biological process: histidine transport; amino acid transmembrane transport; asparagine transport. NCBI's taxonomy places the organism in Eukaryota, Metazoa, Chordata, Actinopteri, Gadiformes, Gadidae. Gene Ontology annotation, molecular function: L-glutamine transmembrane transporter activity; L-asparagine transmembrane transporter activity; L-histidine transmembrane transporter activity. The transcript is spliced from 17 exons. The record is from RefSeq and is a predicted model, not a curated record. The coding region runs from base 296 to 1825 and encodes 509 amino acids.
GCGGACCCAAACCGACCCCCACACUUUAGCUGCUGUCGCCUUACAAAUCGUUUCCCGCACCGUACUCAUUUUCUGCGCCUUCGCGAGAGCGUCCAGGAGAAAUAAACCAUUAUUCAGAGAAAGUCGCAAAUAAGGAUUUUAAACUGUCGAGGAACUGCCAUUUUCGUUGACUAUCAAGUCAUUACCACUGGUCAGUGGAAUUAAUCGGAAACCGGCGUGACAGUUUAUAUUUUGAUACGAGACCGAACUGGAUCAGGCCCAUUGAAUACAGAGAGACCGGGCAUCCACUGCUACCAUGGAAGGUGCUGAAUCAGAGAUGAACAUCUUAUCCAAUGGCAAAGGCCAUGAUCAUGGAGAAGACAUGUGUGUGCCUGUGAAGAUCAUAUCCGAGGAAGAUCAAAAUGGCACUCAAACUAUCAGGUUUGAUAGCGAAGGUGGACAUUUGGAGAGUGAAACUUUUUUGCCCAAUGGAGAUGGGAAAACCCCCGAAAGAUUCACAGACUUUGAGGGAAAGACCUCAUUUGGCAUGUCUGUGUUCAACCUUGGAAACGCCAUCAUGGGAAGUGGAAUCCUGGGCCUGGCCUAUGCAAUGGCCAACACCGGUGUGCUCCUCUUCUUGUUUUUGCUGACGGCAGUCGCAGUCCUCUCCUCCUACUCCAUUCAUCUGCUGCUAAAAUCCUCUGGCAUUGUCGGAAUCCGGGCCUAUGAACAACUUGGAUACAGGGCUUUUGGAACUCCUGGAAAAAUGGCAGCUGGAAUCGCAAUCACCCUGCAGAAUAUUGGUGCCAUGUCCAGCUACCUGUAUAUUGUGAAGUCUGAACUUCCACUGGUCAUCCAAGCUUUCCUGAAGAUAGAUCCCAGCUCUGACUUGUGGUAUAUCAACGGAAACUACCUGGUCAUGAUCGUCUCCGUCAGCAUCAUCCUACCCCUGGCGCUGAUGAAACAGCUCGGCUAUCUGGGCUACACCAGCGGAUUCUCAUUGAGCUGCAUGGUCUUCUUUCUCACGGCGGUGAUCUACAAGAAGUUCCAGAUCCCCUGCCCAUUUGAGGAGUUUAUGGCCAACGCGACCUCAGAGCACCUCAACAUCUCCAACAGCGUCAGCCACGACUUCCACAGCGGCGCCGAAGUGGAAUGUGCCCCCCGCAUGAUGACCAUCAACUCACAGACAGCGUACACCAUCCCUAUCCUGGCCUUCGCCUUCGUGUGUCACCCGGAGGUCCUGCCCAUCUACACCGAGCUCCGCAACCCAACCAAGAAAAGGAUGCAACAGGUGUCCAACAUCUCCAUUCUGGUCAUGUACACAAUGUACUUCCUGGCUGCUCUGUUCGGCUACCUGACCUUCUACGGGAACGUAGAGCCGGAGCUACUGCACACCUACAGCCGGAUUGACCCCUAUGACACGCUCAUCCUGUGCGUCAGAGUGGCGGUGCUCACGGCCGUCACACUCACCGUCCCCAUUGUCCUCUUCCCAGUGCGGAGAGCCAUCCAGCAGAUGCUGUUCCCCACCAAGGCCUUCAACUGGCUGCGGCACACCGCCAUCGCAAUGGUGCUCCUAACCGUCAUCAACCUGCUGGUCAUCUUCGCCCCAAACAUCCUGGACAUCUUCGGCAUCAUCGGCGCCACGUCAGCCCCCUGCCUCAUCUUCAUCUUCCCGGCUAUUUUCUACAUCCGCAUCGUUCCUACGGAUCAGGAGCCCAUGAACUCCCGUCCUAAGAUACAGGCCGCCUGCUUCGCCGCCCUGGGCGUCUCCUUCAUGAUCAUGAGCAUGAGCUUCAUCAUCCACGACUGGACAACGGGAGCCGGACACUCGGCAGGUGGACAUUAGAGGCUUCUCCUCUUCCUCCUCCUCCUCCUCCUCCUCCUUCUCCUCCUCCUGCUUGCUACGGUUUGGGAACCCCAACAACACCUCUGUUUGCAGUGCAGGCAAGCCCAUCUGCUGUGUGUGGGCACACUGACUCACAAAGUCGCCGGCUGGGGUAAUUAAAAGGACUGGAAUCACACCGGGGCGUGAUCGCUGAAUGAAGAGUUUGACUGUUAGGUCACACAUGUUUCGUUGGACUUGUUACCAUAAAACAUUGUCAUUUUAAUAAUGUUUCUGUAAUGUAGUAUUAUCUAUUUGGACCGGGGGAGGAGGGGAGAUCAUGCCAAAGUAUUGGGAUUAUGCAGGGUAUGAUUAGUCUGUGAAUUUAUUAAGUUAUGUUGAUUACAGUUUGAAUGGAUCCACUAUCCACUGAGAAUGAAAAGGUAUACACUCACUGUAACCAUAAAGUGUAGUGCAAUGGUUGUGGAGCACAGCAAGAGUGUCACAGAUCCACCCUCUUCAUUCUUCCUUUGAAUGCGCACAACAUACAUGAUACCUCCCACAACAACACCCCAAAUCCUCCGGUCCCCCUCUCUGCAAACACAAAGCGUGCACACAGUGUGCAUCCCUCCACAUAUAUUAUGUUUCAAAAGUUCUCCCAGGCCAUUACCUGCUGAGUCAUCUUUAUUUAUCUUAAGCAAACAUCACAUUGGGGGCCAUGGCCUCUUCCAUGGAUUAAAGACAGCCACCAGAAAUGGGGAUAUUUUUGUAGACUGUAGACUUAGAUUGGAGCGUGAGGCAUACCACAUACGACUAUAAAACUUUGUGUUCAUAAUAUGAAAUACCAUUGCCCCCUUUGUGGAGAGCUGCAGUAUAUGUUGUCCAUGGUCAACGUACUAGCUUAACUGCUAGCUGGUUCAGUUGUGGUUGUUCGGGUUGUGAGCGUACCAGGAUCACCAGGAAAUUCAGGAUUCCACAGGGCAUCAUUGGAUGUCUUUUCUUUGUAAAUACAAAGUUAGUAUGAAGAAAUGAGACAGAAAUCUAUUGUUCAAUUUGGGCAUUGAUGAAGCCUUUCCAGUAUAAAUGCACCGCUGCCCAUGGCUGGCCAUUACACAUGGCUGGGGUUUGGAGAGCAAAGCCCGUCCUAGAAAAACAACUGUAUUUGUGCGUAACUCAAAGGUUUGCCAGUUUCUGGUUGUGGGAUGACGUAUUCAGAAGCCUUCUAGGCUUACCAUCUGGUGCCUUUCAGGGCAGAGGGUGGUACCCAUGGCACCCAUAUUGCAAAUGAAUAAAAGUGUAUAUUUAUUUAACUGCUAUACGUUAUAAUGUUUGUUUAGUUUUCUAAUUUAACAAAUGGGUUUGAGAACAGUAUAAUCUACUGAUGAACUACUGCUGCUGAUUUUAAUAACAAUUUGUACCAAUCCGUUAAUGUUAGGAUAACGAAGUGACUUGUAGUUUGUUUUCUUAUGUUUUCUAUUAAAUCACAGGAAAAAGACAUGCCUUAUCAAAUUGAUACAUUUUAUUUGGGAUAUAAUAAUUUUCUUGGAAAAUGCGUCAUUCUAAUCAUGAAUUAGGUAAAAGUGCCACGUUGCAUUGUUGCAUGUUCACUGUUUUGUUUUGUGGUAUUUUUAUAUUCAGCAUUUAUAUUGUUUGUGGUAAUACACACUUAUUCUAUUGAGGUUAAUGUAGAUCGCUUGAUUUAGCCUGAUGUUAUGUACUCUGAAGUUAUUGGGCUUUGACUUUCAGAUGAGAAAGACUUACUUUUUGGCUGAUGCAAAAUACUAAAUAUUUGUUACACAUUCAAUUGGAUUUUAGAUUGAUUCAAAUUCCAACUAUCAUUCAGACAACAUGUUAUUAUUUUAAUAAUUAAAUGAUCAAUUUUCUGGGACUAAUGACCUUUGAGUAUUGUGUCGAACUCGUCCUAAAAUUCCUAUUGCUAAAACGUAAUGGGUCCUUUUUGAUGUGGUUGUGAUUUGUGCCACUAACCUAUAUUAUGUAUUAUAACAUUUUUUUCUUUUGUCCAUUUGUUGAUUUAGGCUAAUGAUUGAUUUAUUAUUACUAUUAUGAAAGCAAUGUUAUGAAAGCAAUGUUGAUGUAUGGCCUCUCAUCCUCUCAUCCUUUCCACUACUUCACUAGAUAUAACGUUUUCACACAUAUUUAAAGAAAAACACAGCAUUCUUCACCAUCUGGUUAAGGACCUUGCCUGCUACAACCUAACUAAUGGUUUGCAAAGCCUUUCUUGAACUACAUAUCCCUCAAACAAUAUCUUCAAUAGUCACAUCUUGUUUGAUUUGUAAGGACUGUGAAACUACUAGAGAUAUAUGUAUUUUGGAGGGAAAGAGGAAGCUAUAUAAAUAAUGUAUAUAAAUGCAAAACAUUUAUAUUUGUGAUGCAUAUUUAGCUUGUAAAUGUAAAUAGCAGGUUGGUUUUAGAUUGCCAAUUAAACAAUUGUAGAUGUUUUUGUAA